UCCACGUCGCCAUGGGACUACAACGCCAAACUUUUCUGUUGCAAUUUAAACCUGUUUUUUUCCACGGUGCUUCUACUACCACUUGAGCAACCGUGUUGCUAACCAACGUGUAUAGCAUACGGUUACUUUUAAACAAAACGACGUGAUAAUUAUUUUUUUUUAACCGAGAUGAAUAGGACUCAGGGUAAUAUUGCACAGGAUCCGUCCGAGACCAAGCGGUUCACUGUUGAGGGGUGUCCCAGCGCAGAGUCAUCCUUCAAACGCGAUUGGAGUCCGCGGAAGAGGCUCCAUUCGGCGGAGGACGCAAGGUGCGCCAGCCGACCUCCUCCCGAAGGCGCAGGCUCCGUGAGCGUCUCCGAAUCGGAUAGAGACGACAUUAAGGCAGACUUGUGCAAGCAAUGUCAGUUGAUCGUAGCUGAGCUGAAGAAGCAAGCCCUCGCGCUGAUUGACCCAGCUUCGCUGAAGGAUCCUGGUUUCGCCUCCUUCCUCUUUGACCAGCUGCAGGUGCUGGAGUUGGUGGCACAGGGCGGUCACGAGAGUGCUCGGUGCCAGGCGUGUGCCACUCCUGUCCAGCAGCUGAGGCAGCAGGCAGUGCAGGAGCUGUGUCCAGGUGCAGACAUCCCUGGUCACUCCACUGCGGUCUCCGCCCACAGCAGGCUCACGCUCUCUCGCAGAGGCCCCGCCGCCGGGAUCCCACACCCCGCCCACAGCCUGCUGCCUGGUGUGGAGCAGGGGCGGGACCUGGCGUGGACAACCUGCACAAAGCCUGCUGUGCAGGUGGGGGUUGGCGGAGGACCCCUGACCGGACCGCUUGGCUCUGUCACCAUCCAGGCCCAGCAGUACCUGGAGGGCAUGUGGAGCAUCUCCCGAGUCAGCAACUUCCUGCCUCAGCCCAGCCUGAUUCAGGCCCCCGUGGGCAGAGCUGGACAGACCGGUCCACCCUCAGACUCCGCCUCUGCUACCGGUGGCGUAUCUCUCCCUACGUACAGACGGAGGAGCCCAGAAGCACCCCUGCCCUCCAACCAGCCAGCCUGCGUUGCUGCCUCCUUCUUCCUCAGGGCUGCACAGAAGCUGAACCUCUCAGCGAAGCGGAAGAAGCCCCAGACGCCCAUGCUGCAAUCGCCAGAGCCCUCCAUCUACCCCACCAACUUCAGCAGUGUCCUCCAGCUCUUGCCUCCACCUGCACCACCAUGCCUGCUCAGAGCCAGCUCAAAGACCAAGGAAAACCCUGGUAUUGGCAAGGUAAAGGUGAUGGUACGGAUAUGUCCUUCUCCGGGGGUGCAGGAUUCAUCAGAGUCCUUCUUAAAGGUGGAUCAGCGAAAAAAGCAGCUGACACUGUUCGAGCCGCCGCCCCUGAGUCCGCUGAACUCCGCCCACCGCCGCGCACCACUCGCCGCCCCAAAGAUGUUCGCCUUUGAUGCUGUGUUCACCCAAGAUGCCUCACAAGCUGAAGUGUGCUCAGGGACCGUGGCUGAGGUGAUCCAGUCCGUGGUGAAUGGAGCUGAUGGCUGUGUCUUCUGCUUUGGCCAUGUGAAGCUUGGCAAGACGUACACCAUGAUUGGCAGAGAUAGCUCAGCUCAGAGCCUUGGCAUUGCGCCCUGUGCUAUCUCUUGGCUCUUCAAGCUAAUCAGUGAGCGGCGGGAGAAGACUGGCGCGCGCUUCUCCGUGAGAGUCUCCGCCGUGGAGAUCUACGGCAAAGACGAGAGGUUGCAGGACCUGCUCUCAGACGUCUCCACGGGCAGCCUGCAGGACGGCCAGUCCCCCGGCGUCUACCUGCGCGAGGAUCCCAUCUGUGGCACCCAGCUCCAGAAUCAGUGUGAGUUGCGGGCCCCGACAGCAGAAAAGGCAGCUCUGUUCCUGGAUGCCGCAAUCGCUGCUCGUAGCACCAGCCAUCCGCACGCAGACGAGGACCACCGCCGCAACUCCCACAUGCUCUUCACCCUGCACAUCUACCAGUACCGCAUGGAGAAGAGUGGCAAGGGAGGAAUGUCUGGUGGUAGGAGCAGACUGCACCUCAUAGACCUGGGCAGCUGUGAGAAAGUGCUUAGUAAGAGUCGAGACGGGGGCAGUGGUAUGUGCUUGUCUCUCACUGCCUUAGGGAACGUCAUCCUCGCUUUAGCCAACGGAGCCAAGCACGUCCCCUACAGGGAUAGUAAGCUUACAAUGCUUCUACGUGAUUCCCUGGGGAACAUCAACUGCCGGACGACGAUGAUCGCCCACGUCUCUGACUCUCCUGUUCACUAUGCUGAUUCACUCACCACAGUGCAGCUUGCCUCACGAAUCCACCGCGUGAGGAAGAAGAAGUCCAAGUAUGCAUCAAGUUCCUCUGGAGGAGAGAGCUCAUGUGAUGAGGGAAGGAUUCGCCGGCCGCCACAUUUAAGACCUUUCCAUCCACGGACUGUGGCCCUGGACCCAGACCUGCCCUCACUGCUCAGUGAUCCAGACUAUUCCUCCAGUAGCGAGCAUUCCUGUGACACUGUCAUUUAUGUUGGCCCUGGUGGUGCUGCAAUCUCUGAUCGAGAGCUCAGUGAUAACGAGGGUCCUCCAGCCUUUGUUCCCAUUAUCCCUUCCCUGAACAGAAAGCAGCGCAGUAAGGACGGACCAGCUGAUCGUGACCACUUCAAAUGCAACACCUUUGCCGAGCUUCAGGAGCGACUGGAAUGUAUUGAUGGCAGUGAAGAACCAACAGCUUUUGUUGGGGAAGCCAGAAGUCAAGCAAGUCCUAAGAUGGAUGUUAGUGCAACAAGACCAAAGGAAGGGUCUGUGCCUCUUUCAGCUUCUCCCAAGCCUCUUACAAAAACAUCCUCUUCUCACCAGGACAGUAUAUUAUCCAAACAGCCCAUUUCUGCUGCCGGUAAACUUCCCAGCAGCCCCAAACACAAGUCCAAAUCUGAACAUUCCAAAUGGCACGGUGCCACCACAUCAGAGCGAGACAUAUCGGAGACUAUGUGCUGUUCAGUGGCUGAUAGUGAAAAGGUUCUGGUAUCAGACAACUUGGUUUCAUGCUCCCCAGGGAGACAAGAUAAACCCACAGGAUCUCAAAACUCAGACCCAGUGGUAAGAGAAAAAGUAUUUUUAAACAGGAAAACACAUUUACCCAAACCUGCUCCGCCACCCCCACAACAAAUGGUCACUAUAAGAUCUAAUGGGGAAGCAGAAGAAAAGUCAGCCACCAGGAUACCCCCCAUUGGAAUGAGCCAUCAGAAACAGAGUAGUUCAAGUGGCAACUCUCCUGUUUUGAGCAGGGUCCAUCACCUAAAUACCAGGACCCCACUUGAGGUGUGCCAGCUAAGAUCUACCCUUAGGGAACGGUGCAUGGACAGGGAUAUCUUGAGAACUACAGUAACCCUUCAGCAACCAGUAGAACUAAAUGGAGAGGAUGAGCUGGUGUUUACCCUUGUAGAAGAAUUAUCUAUUGGAAAUAUUGUGAACAAUGGGAGACCUUCCAGUAUCAUAAGCUUCAACAGUGAUUGCUCUGUACAGGCGCUUGCUUCAGGAUCUAGACCAGUAAGCAUCAUCAGCAGCAUCAAUGAUGAGUUUGAUGCAUAUACAUCCAGCAUGGACACCUCUGGAGUAAAUGCUGAAAUGGUACCACCAUUGCAGAUGGAAACCUUUUCGUCCUUGGACAGUCAUGGUUCAUCCAUCAGUUCAUGGCUUAGUGAAGUGAGUGUCUGCACUUCAGGUAGUGAGAAGGCCCAGUGUGCAGAUGUCUUUCUUGCUAAUGGUACACAUAUUGGGCCAGAACGUGCAUUCUACCUGGACUCCCUUGGCAUUUUCCAAAGCUGCUCUCAGAAGGAGCCCAAAAACUCCUUGAAUGAUAGUGGCUGUAGCUUCUCAGAAAUGGAUAGUGACAGUGCCACUUCAAGUAAACUCUCCCUUAGUAAAUGCUCAUCAUCCCCAGAGUCCACAAAAGCAUCUGUCAGAAAUUCCCCAAAAGUUGUAAAAUCAAGUCAAGUUAAUUCAUCUCCAACCCAGACCUUGCUAGACCCUUGCAGUGUUCAAUGUAGUCUUCCCAAGAAAGUGAAACCUACCUCAUACACAGUGGAGAGUAGCAGCAUAAGUGAGAGCAACAACAAUAGCAGGUGGAGACGUGAACCACAGAGGCUGGAGGGCAAGCCAGAUGACCCAUGGCAACGGAUGCAGAAUGUGUCGGAGACAUCCGCGCUGUUGAAUUUAGGUCCAUCUUCCAAACUAUUAAAAAAUGGAUUGAGUGGCAUUCCCUCUAGAAGAACAGGCACAAACUGCAACAGCGUACCUCGAAUACCCAAAAUACAGGGAUCUAAUUCAUCCCAAAGGGUGGUAGAUGGAUGUGAAAAAUCCAGUAGCAGCAAAAAGAUGGAGACCCCCAGUAAAGUACCCCAGCUCAAAAGAGGUGCAACGACACUUGGAACAGUUCCGGUCAUUCAUACAUCCAUUGAUAUCAAGGUUGGUCUUGGCCUUGGGUCAUCAACAGGUAGUUUAAAGGUCUCAUCUUUAGAAAAGAAUGGGAAAGUUAUUAGACAGGAUGUUAGUAUGCUACCAAAGCCAGGUGGUGCAUCACCUCCUCCACCUCCCGUGCGUAAAUCCAGUCUGGAUCAGAAAAAUCGAGUUCUGCUACCCCCAAGUGCCUUAGGAAAGUCCUUGGCUCCCAGCCCUGCCAAGUCGGAGAAUGAAUAUGAUCUCCGGUACAGAGGAGAUUUCCACAGUCUAAAAGCAUCUGGUUUAAAGUCAGACCAAUGUUUACUAAAAGCAACCUCCAGUCUUAAGGCCAGAGGAGCAAGAGGGGAUACUGGACAACUGUAUGGAAGCCAGAUGUCCCUUGAAAGGUGUGACAGUUUGACAUCUUUGGGAUCUAAACCUGUGCUCAGUCGAGAGAACAGUGGAGCCAGUCUUAAUGGAAAAUCAAGCAGGUCUGUUACCAAAUUUGGAUCACCUGUUGCCACUUCUUCCCCAGUCAAUGCCUCUUCACCUCCUAGUGUUAAUACAGUCAACAUGGGAAAAAAUGGGCAGGUCAAAAGCAGCCUUAACGCAAGACCAGUGCCUAUAAAUGGAAACAAAGCUCGCACACUAUCUGCAAGCAAUUCCAAAUCUCUAAGCUCCUCAACCAAGUCUCUCACAGCAUCCACAACAAGGAAUGCCAACCUUCCACCUUCAGGGAAGAGUGCAUUAGCUCAUUCAUCACCAGGCGGCAAUGGCAAAGCCACAAGAGGAACAGUUAUGGGUACUAAGCAAGCAAUGCGAGCAGCUAAUAGUCGUGUUACUGAGCUGGUAUCAGGAAGCCCUCCUGGGAAACAUCUGAGGGGAUCUGUUGAUUCAGACAGUGGUAAUGACAGUGGGGUGAACCUCAGUGAAGACAAGCCCACACCAAUCCCCAUUCUGCCCUCUCCUUACAGCAAGAUUACUGCCCCAAGGCGGCCGCAGAGAUACAGCAGUGGGCACGGUAGUGACAACAGCAGCGUCCUGAGUGGGGAGCUGCCUCCUGCCAUGGGGCGAACUGCACUAUUCUACCACAGUGGUGGAAGUAGUGGAUAUGAGAGUAUGAUUCGGGACAGUGAGGCCACUGGAAGUGCCUCGUCGGCUCAUGAUUCUAUGAGUGAGAGUGGGGUGUCUUCUUCAGGGCGUACUAGGACCUCCAAACCACCCAAAAAGAGGUCAAAUGGACUUCAGAGGCGGCGUCUCAUCCCUGCUCCCUUGCCUGACACCUCAUCCUUAGGGAAGAAGGCAGGAGCUACGGGCCAGUGGGUGGACCUGCCUCCGAUGACUGGCCCGCUGAAAGAGCCUUUUGAGAUCAAAGUGUAUGAGAUUGAUGAUGUGGAACGGUUACAGCGCCGGAGACAAGAGGAGGCAGUAGAGGGACUGGUAUUUUUUAACUCGAAGCUGAAGGUUGCAGAGCGACGACAGCAACAGAUCAGAGAACUCCGAGUGAAACACGAGACUCUGAAGGAGGAACUAGAAGACACCAAGACCAGAUUGAUGAUGGACCCCAGCAAGUGGACAGGAGAGUUUGAGGUGGACCAGGAUUUGGACCAGGAAUCCCAGGAGUACCUGGAGGCACUAGAGCAGGCCACAGGAGAAUUGGAAUGCUGUGUCAACCUGUGCAAGUCACGUGUUAUGAUGGUGACUUGCUUUGACAUCAGAGUAGCAUCGGAGACUGAAGAAGGACUGCGAGAGGUGGAGGUUUGAAAAAAGGAUGGGUUUGA
Molecule: messenger RNA, 6179 nt
Organism: Electrophorus electricus (electric eel)
Lineage: Eukaryota; Metazoa; Chordata; Actinopteri; Gymnotiformes; Gymnotidae
Gene: kif26ab
Product: kinesin family member 26Ab
Biological process (GO): microtubule-based movement
Molecular function (GO): microtubule binding; ATP binding; microtubule motor activity
Source: RefSeq, a predicted model, not a curated record